Molecule: messenger RNA, 1259 nt
Organism: Dibothriocephalus latus
Lineage: Eukaryota; Metazoa; Platyhelminthes; Cestoda; Diphyllobothriidea; Diphyllobothriidae
Source: the annotation of a GenBank genome assembly
UCAACUACGAAAACACCAUGGACCCCUCAGAUCCGGAUUUCGUGUACCUCGGAGUGGAUCGCAAAGCCCUCCUGAAGGAGUUUGAGGCUGGAAGUUUCGAUUCAAAGAAGGUAGCCUGGGUGGAAGAUGAAAAGGAGGGUUUCGUGAUGGCGGAUGUUGAGGAAACAAGCGGUGACAACGUCACCGUUAGACUGAAGGAUGGAACUACCAAGACGAUAAAGAAGGAUGCCAUACAGCAGGUUAACCCACCCAAAUUCACCAUGAUUGAGGACAUGGCCGAUCUCACCUUCCUCAAUGAUGCCUCUGUCCUGGAGAAUCUUCGCGCACGUUACUACAAGAACCUCAUUUACACGUACUCGGGUUUGUUCUGUGUGACAAUCAACCCCUACAAACGCUUCCCAAUCUACACGUUUGAGGUCGCGCUCAAGUACAAGGGCAAGCGAAGGGCUGAAAUGCCACCGCACAUCUUCUCCAUUUCUGACAACGCCUACCAUAGCAUGUUGGCUGACCGCGAAAAUCAGUCAAUUUUGAUCACUGGUGAGAGUGGUGCUGGAAAGACUGAGAACACGAAAAAGGUCAUUUCGUACUUUGCCUACGUGACCGCUGGUGUUUCCAAAAGGGAGGAGGCUCAGGGCUCGCUGGAGGACCAGAUUAUUCAGGCCAACCCUCUGUUGGAAGCCUACGGCAAUGCCAAGACAACGCGAAACAACAACUCAUCGCGUUUCGGAAAGUUCAUCCGUAUUCACUUCGGAACCACGGGCAAGAUCGCCGGAGCUGAUAUCGAGUUCUAUCUGCUCGAGAAGUCGCGCGUCACUGCCCAAAUGAAGGGGGAACGUAACUUCCACAUCUUCUACCAAAUCCUGUCGGAGUAUGGCAAGAAGUACCUUGACAAGCUGUUGGUCUCUCCUGAUCCUGCCCUCUACUCAUUCAUCAACCAGGGUGAGCUGACCAUAGACGGCGUCGAUGAUGCUGAGGAAAUGAAGAUUACCGAUGAAGCUAUCGACAUCCUCGGCUUCACAAACGACGAACGCAUGUCCCUCUUCAAGUGCACAACUUCCAUCCUGAACAUGGGUGAGAUGAAGUUCAAACAACGACCUCGUGAGGAACAGGCCGAGGCCGACGGCACUGCUGAGGCCGAAAAGGUCGCCUUCUUGCUUGGUGUCAAUGCCAAGGACCUGCUGAACUCCUUCCUGAAGCCAAAGGUCAAGGUUGGAAACGAGUAUGUUACCAAGGGUCAGAACCUUGACCAAGUAAACUAU